CGAAAAUAUCACGAGAUGAUAUAAUGGAACGAAGAACUGUAUAAAUUGUCAACAAUUUCUUUAAACAUUUUUAAUUUUUCAUUUUCGUUCGGCAGAGAAACAGUGAAAGAUGAAAGGUGUAUUAAUUGUUUUGUUUUGUGCUGUUGGAAUUGUGUACGGUUGUACUCCAUCCGUUACUAGAGUAUCUGGGACGGUAGCUCCAAGUAACUACUGUUCUGGUGAUAUUAUCUUCGAGGAUAAUUUCAAUAACAUCAAUUUCACAAAUUGGUUCUUUGAGAAUACAUUAGCUGGUGGUGGAAAUUGGGAAUUCCAAUGGUAUCCAGGACAUGACUAUGCAAAUCUGUAUUCAGAAAAUGGAUUUUUGAAAUUUGCGCCAACUUUUACUGCUGAUCGUUAUGGUGAAGCUUUUCUCACCUCUGGAAGGGUUGUGAUUCCACCAGAUCAAUGCACACAAGCUGACUGGUAUGGAUGUGAACGUACAGGAACUGCUGAAAAUAUAAUCAAUCCAAUUAGAAGUACAAGAAUUGAUACACGACAAUCUUUUGGAUUUGUGUAUGGAGAACUUGAAAUUCGUGCAAAAAUGCCUGCUGGUGACUGGUUAUGGCCUGCACUUUGGCUUAUGCCACAAAAUAAUGUCUAUGGAGGAUGGCCACGAUCUGGUGAAAUUGAUUUAAUGGAAAUGCGCGGUAACAGAAACUUAUUCAGUGGCUCCACAAAUGUUGGUGUAGAACAAGGAGGCAGUACUAUGCAUUUCGGACCAAACUGGAACUUUAAUGGAUGGCCAACAGCACAUCAUACUCGUAAUCAACAACCAGGAUUUGAUGCAGGAUUUCAUCUUUAUAGAUUAAGGUGGACACAAACAGAAAUUCAAUUUUGGUAUGAUAAUAAUCUUGUAGGAACUGUUGCUGCAGGCACUGGAUUUUGGGAUCGUGGAAAUUUCCAUAAUUCAGGAUUUACAAACCCAUGGGUCAAUGGAACUGUUAUGGCUCCAUUUGAUCAGGAAUUCUUCAUCAUUAUGAAUCUUGCUGUUGGAGGAACAAACUAUUUCUCUGACACAUUCGUAAAUGUUCCAAACCCCAAACCAUGGCAUAAUGACAGUCCAACAGCACCACGUGAUUUCUGGAGAGGACGCACUGCUUGGGAACCAACAUGGAAUCGUGGAACUGAAGAUUCAUUCAUGCAAGUCGAUUAUGUUAGAGUUCGAGCUUUGUAAAAUCAAUAAAUAAAAUUUCUGAAAUUAAAAUGUUGAUCUGAAG
Chironomus riparius is the source of this 1256-nucleotide messenger RNA. The record is from the annotation of a GenBank genome assembly. Lineage: Eukaryota; Metazoa; Arthropoda; Insecta; Diptera; Chironomidae.